AUGGUUAAACCGAUGUUUGAUGAGGAGAACGCGCAACGAUUCGACCCGAAUCCAUGGAGGAAAUUUUACGUCAAAGAUGUGCCCGCCGAUUGGGAUGAGUGGCGGCUCUUUUCGGCUUUCUAUCAACUCGGACUCGUCGACAAUGUCGCGAUGGGAACAACCGUUCGAAAUGGAGUUCAAAAUGCCUUUGUCACGAUGUUACGCUUAGAAGAUGGCGAUAAGAUUCGGAACGAGUUGAGAAACAAACGACAACUGACGAUUGAUAACACUACACUUAUUGUGGAACCGUUCCUGGGGAAAGAUCAACUGCACGAGAAAGAAAACAACAACAACAGCAACAACGAUGAAGCGAUAAAAGCCCCGAGAAAGUUCUGCGAACUCAAGGAGAAAAAAGGCUCUCCUCUCCCAGCAAACCAAAACAGAAACAAACCGAUCCCCGUAUCAUCCACCAUUACUGCCACCAAAACGACUGUUGCUCGACACCCGACAACUCGAACGGAACCCUAUCGAAUCAUCCACGGAGAUCUUCCGUUGUUGAAGCCACAAGUCAUUGAGAUUGUCGAAGCGCCACGCAAUUUUCUCGAUGAUGACAGGAAACUCACGUUUUUCUGUCGAAUCAAGGACUUUGAAAAUGAAUGUUAUGCAAACAUGCAGCGAGCUAUUAACGUUCAUGCGUCUUCGCGCCUACCAGAUGAUAUCGGUCCAGAAGUGAAUGAUUGUUGCAUUGUGACGUUGAACAGUAUCGCUUACCGAGCACGGAUCAUUCAAAAAGGGGAUUAUCUUUAUGGAUAUCUCGUCGAUUUCGGAAAAACGGUGAUUGUCAUGAAUACGUGGUUGAUCAACAACUCGAUGUAUCAAAGGUCAUUAAACUUUCAUCUUCCACAAACGGUGAUUCAAUGUCAAUUUGCCGACGUGCUUUUCAACGACCAAAAUAGUGUGGACAUUGUGCGAAAGCGUCUCAAUGAAAUGAAAAGAAGUUCAACAUUGAAGCUGGUGUGCACAACUAAAGGAUAUCAAGGAUCCGUGAAUCUAGUGAAAUUAGUCGUGACAGAUACAGAUAAACGAUCCGAUGAUUUCUUAUCGUGGGUAGCUAAGAAUGACAACAUUUCGUUCACGCGCACUGCCAAAAAUGAUGAGUCGUUAGUUUAUACAAGAAAUCAACUGAUGGAAUAUCAAAAAGUUCCAAGUAUUACGGAAAUGAGCCAAUCGCUCAACGAAGCAUUAUUCAACCAAGGCAAGCUCUUCAUCGUUUCACCAAAGAAA
Molecule: messenger RNA, 1263 nt
Organism: Mesorhabditis belari
Lineage: Eukaryota; Metazoa; Nematoda; Chromadorea; Rhabditida; Rhabditidae
Source: the annotation of a GenBank genome assembly